Molecule: messenger RNA, 812 nt
Organism: Scatophagus argus
Lineage: Eukaryota; Metazoa; Chordata; Actinopteri; Scatophagidae
Gene: nudt15
Product: nudix (nucleoside diphosphate linked moiety X)-type motif 15
Exons: 3
Coding region: 120-593 (157 amino acids)
Biological process (GO): dGTP catabolic process
Cellular component (GO): cytosol
Molecular function (GO): 8-oxo-7,8-dihydrodeoxyguanosine triphosphate pyrophosphatase activity
Source: RefSeq, a predicted model, not a curated record
GAGGAGGGAUACAUCUUGUUCUUCCUGAGUAGCUUGUCUACAAUGCUGCAGUGCAGGGUUAGGUUCCUAUAGCUAGCUCUAAGUCAUUCAUAAGUCGUUAUUUUUUUAGGUUUGACCCAAUGUCAGAUAAAGUGGUGAAACGUCCAGGAGUUGGGGUCGGGGUGCUGGUAACAGACUUAGCCCACCCAGGCUGUGUUCUCCUGGGAAAACGGAAAAGCGAAACUGGUAAAGGCAAAUAUCAGCUCGUCGGUGGCCACUUAGAGUUUGGGGAGACGUGGGAGGAGUGCGCUCACAGAGAGGCGUUGGAGGAAGCAGGGGUGCGUUUGGUGAACGUCCGCUUCGUCUCAGUGGUGAACUCCAUCAGACUGGAGGAGCAGUACCACUAUGUCACCAUAAUCAUGCAGGGAGAACUGGACAGGAAGCGGUCAGGAGAGCCAGAGAACCUGGAGCCGGAGAAGAACGAAGGCUGGACGUGGACACAGUGGGACCAGUUUCCUCCUGAGGAGCAGCUCUUCUUUUCGCUCGCCUGCCUGAGACAACAAAGCUUCCAGCCCUUCAGGAACACAGUAACAAACACUGAAACGCUGCUGUGAGGCUGUUACAUUGGAACUUUUUAAUUAUAUAACACACACAUAUACCUUCAAAAGUCAACAUCUUUUUUCUCCUCUUUUUGGUUUACACACCUGCCUUGGUGCAUAAUGUAAUUUUUGCAAAAACAUCUUGAACUGGUAUUUCAGGCGUAUGUAACAUACGGAUUGUCAAGACUGUAAUUACUGAUGCAAUACAUAAAAAAUAACACAUGGAAAAUGGAA